AAGGAAAAUGAGGAGGAAGAGAUGGAGAAAAAACAAAACUUAAGUGUUGUAAUGCUACCAUGGCUAGCUCAUGGUCAUAUAUCUCCAUACUUGGAACUAGCCAAAAGACUCUCCAAAAGAAGCUUCAAAAUCUAUCUUUGUUCAACCCCAAUCAAUCUAACCUCCAUCAACAAAAACCUCGUUCAUAACUAUUCAAUCGAACUCAUCGAAUUCGAAAUCCCAUCUCAACCAGACCUACCUCCGCAUUUCCACACAACAAACCGCCUUCCACUUCACCUACACAACUCUCUCAUAACCGCAGUGGCCAUGGCCAGCCCAACUUUCUCAAAUCUCAUCAAAACCCUAAAACCAGACAUACUAAUCUACGACUUCAACCAACAAUGGUCUUCAACCCUCGCCGCCGCACUUAAUAUACCCUCCGUUCAGUUCAUUACUGGGAGCCCAAUCUUUUUUUCUCAUGUCAUCCAUAGAUUGAAGAAACCCACUGAAGAUUUCCCUUAUCCCGCCUUGAAUCUUCCUGGAAUUUAUUGGAACAGGAAAUUUCUAGAAAUGUUUAAGCAGCAUAAAAAUGUUAGUAGCAGUAAUUCGGUCAUGGGUAGACCGUGUGGAAUAAUGUUCAUGAAGAGUAGCUUUGAAGAGGUAGAGAGGAAAUAUAUUGAGUAUGGUUCAGAGCUGUUUGGAGUAAAGAUUGUUCCAACAGGUCCGUUGAUUAAAGAUCCAGAAGAAGACGAUGAUAUCGAAAGUGAAAUCAUGGAGUGGUUAAACAGGAAACAGAUAUCCUCGACUGUGUUCGUUUCGUUUGGGACGGAGAACUUUCUCUCUAGAGAAGAAAUAGAGGAAAUAGCUAAAGGGUUGGAGUUAAGUAUGGUGAACUUCAUUUGGGUACUUAGAUUUCCGUUUGGGGAGAAGAUCUCCAUUGAAGAAGCAUUACCCAUUGGCUUUCUUGAAAGGGUAAAUACAGAGUCAGAUAGAAGAUUGGUGAUUGAUAAAUGGGUAUCGCAAUCUAGGAUUUUAGCCCACCCGAGUAUUGGAGGAUUUGUAAGCCAUUGUGGGUGGGGAUCUACUACCGAGGCUAUGGCGUUUGGAGUUCCAAUUGUGGCUAUACCGAUGCAGUUGGACCAACCUUUGAAUGCGAGGCUUGUGAACGAGGUUGGUGUGGGAGUGGAAGUUGAGAGAGAUGAGAAUGGGAAGUUUAGUGGAGAAGAGAUAGCAAAAUUGAUAAGGGAUGUGAUUUUAGGGGAGAAUGGGAAGAACAUAAGGGAUAAAGCUGUGGAAAUGAAAGGGAGAAUGAAAAUUGAAGGAGAAGAUGCAAUUGAUGGAGUUGUGGAAGAACUCUACAAACUUCACCACAAAAAUGUAUGUAUCAAUGAAGAAAACAACUAGUUUUCUAUGCCAUAUUUUUUUUUUUUUGCUCUCUUACAAAAAUAAAUGUUUUUAUUCAUAUCUCCUCACCUAUCAAUGCAAUUUUAUAAAGAAAAAUUUCAAUGUUUAAGAAAUAAUUCUCAUCCAAUUUAUAAGAAGAUGCUUCAACUUAAUUUCAAUUUGCAUU
Impatiens glandulifera is the source of this 1549-nucleotide messenger RNA. Its product is annotated as beta-D-glucosyl crocetin beta-1,6-glucosyltransferase-like. The coding region runs from base 22 to 1383 and encodes 453 amino acids. NCBI's taxonomy places the organism in Eukaryota, Viridiplantae, Streptophyta, Magnoliopsida, Ericales, Balsaminaceae. The record is from RefSeq and is a predicted model, not a curated record. The transcript is spliced from 2 exons. Gene Ontology annotation, molecular function: UDP-glycosyltransferase activity.